AUGGAGGCCACCCAGGAAUCCACCCAGCCAUGCGCUGAUCCUCGCCGAAUGGGAAUGCAUAACUCUGGCAUCCAAGAUCAAGACCUGGCCGACAUCAUUUGUAUCCUUCAUCCGAAUUCGCAUAGUGCUCAUGAUGCGGUUGCUGCCACUGGGGGGAUAGGUGCCCAGCAUAUCCUCCAAAGGGACAUACUGGAGAGUGAAUCCUCUCACACAGCAGCAUUAGACUUGGCAUUGAGACUCUCGUCUAAAGUUCACAAUCUGGGACUCGGCUUCUGCUUCGGUCGCAAUCGGUCUCGUUGUGACGUCCUUCUCAGUGUUGAUGAUCGCGCUAAACAAGUGUCGAACAACCACUUUCGCAUAUACUUAACCGAGGACGGCAUUCUCAUGCUCCAAGAUACGUCAACAAAUGGUACCAUCGUGGACAAUUGCCGCCUACGAAAAUCUCAGGAGGAGAAUUCUCGAAUGCUUACGAAUGGAUCUAUUAUUCAAGUCUCCGCUGGAUUCAAAAACUCCGACGAGAUCCGUUUCGUUGUUCGAAUUCCGUCACGAGAAGGAUUCGCCGUCCAAUACCACCAGAACUUGUUUCACUAUUUUGAGCGAGUUCGUGCACAUUCCCCGGCGCAUAAAGAACGACAGGGUCCCAGUACGUCUGCUUUAGCGUGGUCAUCCACCAACGCCUAUGGCAUGCAUUGGACCGGUGGUGCUGAGUACAAUGUAACUGGUCAGAUUGGAAAGGGUGCUUUCGCUACUGUGUACAAGAUUGCAACCAAGCAACAUGGCGCCAUCUAUGCCGCAAAGGAACUCGACAAGCGCCGCUUCAUGAAAAACGGUAUUCUUGAUCAAAAGGUUGACAAUGAGAUGAAAAUCAUGAGAGAUCUCACACAUCCGAAUAUUGUUCAAUACAUCGAUCACCACGAGCAUGAUCGAUGGAUCUAUAUCAUCAUGGAGUAUGUUCCAUGUGGCGAGCUAUCGACAUUGCUGCAGACCCAGGGGAGAAUUGCCGAGGAUAUGGUGAGAACGAUCGCCCGACAAGUACUACGAGCGCUUCACUAUUUGCAUAAGCGUCGCAUAACCCAUCGAGAUAUCAAACCGGACAACAUCCUGAUUGCCUCUCUCGACCCGCUUAGGGUAAAAUUAUCUGACUUUGGAUUAUCCAAAGUGGUAGAGCAAGAAACCUUUCUCAAGACAUUUUGCGGAACACUUCUGUACUGUGCGCCUGAGGUGUACCCGGACUAUGAUCAAUAUCGUCGUGGGGAGGUUCGAAAAAGGCGUCGCCUUGGAGACCCACCUCCCAAAACAUCCCCGUACAGCCAAUCUGUUGACAUGUGGUCGCUAGGCGCAGUUCUUUUCCAUAUCUUGUCCGGCGUUCCACCGUAUUCCGGACGUGCAGAAGAUCGAGGUGUCCAGAUGCUUCGUACCAUCAUGACAAGUGACGCUGAUUUCGAAGCACUACGUCGCGCAGGUGUCUCUGAGUCUGGGAUCGACUUUGUCGCCCAGCUUCUCAACCGGGACCCUUUCUCUCGUCCGACAGAGAAGGAGUGUUUCCAGCACCCUUGGAUCGCCGAGGUCCCUGAUGUGGAUGAGUACGAGGAUGAUGAUGACUUGCUCUCUGACCACCACGACGGGCUUUCAGUCAUUGGCGAAGAUCCUGAGGACGAGCUAGACGCUUCACAAUUGUCUAUCGCCGAUGGUCUGGGGUACGUCCCCGAAGCCGACGGUGAAGAUGGUACUAGCAGUGAAGCAAUCUCCAAACGGCCCCGUAUCGAGUACAUUCCCACCCAUGUACCCUACCCUAGCCUUCCAAAUAUUGAGAGUUUCCAAGAUGGGCAAGCGGUAGUGGAUAAUCAUGCCAAACGUUUGUUUGGCGAAGUUUGCCCCUCGGCUUUGCGGAGCUCUCACGCACUUGGCAAUAUGGAUGCCUACGACGCUAACAAUUUUCAAGUUGACUUUCUCUCUUCCGGUGAGUCGAUGAUGAGCGACGAUCCCAACGACUCGAUUAUUUCCCUCCCGGCGGUGCCAUUCGGUGGAACCGCGCCUAGUUUGAUGGGCGCCGAGAAACUCGUCGGUCAACUCAACAUGAAUUCCUUGAACCCCACUCCGCAACUGAAGGGUGGGCCGAUUACUAGAUCCUCCUCGCGGGAGACCACUCAUGGACACAUCAAAAGCGGAUUGCCAGCUAGUAAUCUUAACGUCGAUUCUGUUCCCCCGACUUCAAGUCCCAAGGAAGCUGUCUCGAGUCCCCAAGAGCCAACCCCGAAAGCAAAAUUCACGCGUCGGAUUGACCUUGCUCUUGCAAUCCCCGACACAGCCAGCGAGGCAUCUAGCGAUAAUAGCGCCCACAAUAGUCGCCGCGACACCGCACCCAACGACCCCUCUCGCCCCUCCAAAUCGGAAUAUGACCUCGAAUUUGCUACUACCCUUGAUGCACAAACAGGCCAAGCUAUCUUGGAGCAGUUCCGUGCCGAGGAAUCAGACUCAUCAGAACCGAUUGUUCACCGACCGAAUCCACCCUCCCUUCCAUCAACGCUCUCUGGUACCACGUUCGCUAAGCCCCCAAAGAGAUAUGGAAAACUGAAGAGCCUCCCUGGUUCGAUAUUCGACUUGACAAUCUACCUUGAAGACAGACUCACCUCAUGGGGUCGUGGGCCGUCUGCGACCGUCAAGCAUGCCGACCCCAUGGACACAAGAAUCCCCGCCUAUGCCCUAGAGGUCACAUUCUGGACCCCAGGAAUCGAGGCGAGAAUUGCAUCAGGUGAAAGCUGGCUGGAUAUCCCAGGGGUUAUGGCUAUUCUCUCCACGAAGGCACGUCUUGGUAUUUGGGUUAACGACACACUGUUAUGCCGUGGCUCUAUGACCGAGGAUGGUCCCGAGGCUUUGCAAUUUGGGAAGCUCUACACCGGCGACAUCAUCACAGUCUACCAAAACAAAGACCGAACCAAGUUCCUCAAGCUGCAAUGUGACUUCACUCAUGGAGAGAGCGCACAACCUCGGCCGGGACACGAAGCCGGAUUCAUGGUACGACAGGCCCUCAUGGCCAAGGCGGGCGGGGCGACGAACCGAAUGCCGAUUCGGCGUCAAAUCAAGGAAUCGGGAUUAGAUUGA
Molecule: messenger RNA, 3102 nt
Organism: Penicillium griseofulvum
Lineage: Eukaryota; Fungi; Ascomycota; Eurotiomycetes; Eurotiales; Aspergillaceae
Product: serine/threonine-protein kinase
Exons: 3
Coding region: 1-3102 (1033 amino acids)
Biological process (GO): autophagy; protein autophosphorylation; peptidyl-serine phosphorylation
Cellular component (GO): cytoplasm; autophagosome
Molecular function (GO): protein serine/threonine kinase activity; protein binding; ATP binding
Source: RefSeq, a predicted model, not a curated record